Messenger RNA from Meloidogyne enterolobii, 1725 nucleotides. NCBI's taxonomy places the organism in Eukaryota, Metazoa, Nematoda, Chromadorea, Rhabditida, Meloidogynidae. The record is from the annotation of a GenBank genome assembly.
AUGUUACACUGGCCGUUUAAAUUGCUCAAUAAAACUGGGCGUCCAACUAUUGAAGUUGAAUUCCAAGGAGAAAAGAAGACCUUUCUUCCUGAAGAAAUUUCUUCAAUGGUUCUUACAAAAAUGAAGCAAACGGCCGAAGCUUAUCUUGGCCAUCCUGUUCGAGAUGCCGUUGUCACUGUUCCAGCUUAUUUUAACGACGGACAGCGUCAAGCAACUAAAGAUGCUGGUCAGAUUGCCGGACUCAACGUAUUGCGAAUUAUAAAUGAACCGACGGCGGCUGCUUUGGCUUACGGAUUGGAUAAGAAAAUGAGGGGGGAUCAGGUGGGGAAUUUUCUGGAAAAUUUUCGAAAAAAAUUUCAAAAAUUUUCUCCGCUUCAGAAUAUUCUCAUUUUCGACCUUGGCGGUGGUACUUUCGACGUUUCCGUGUUGUCGAUUGCUGAAGGUUCCUUGUUUGAAGUUAAAUCAACCGCUGGCGAUACACACUUGGGAGGGGAGGAUUUUGAUAAUUUGCUUGUUGAGCACUUUAAACAAGAAUUCAAGCGUAAACAAGGUCGUGACAUUAGUAACAACCCCCGUGCUCUUCGCCGUUUGAGAACGGCAGCGGAACGUGCUAAGCGCACUUUGAGUAGUUCAACUGAGGCUACUUUGGAAGUCGACUCUCUUUUUGAAGGAAUUGAUUUCCACACUAAAAUUAGCCGAGCUCGUUUUGAGGAGCUUUGCACUCCGUUGUUUAAGAAGACAUUGGAGCCUGUUGAACAAGCUUUGAGAGAUGCCCGCCUUGACAAGAGCAAAAUUGACGAGAUUGUAAUGGUUGGGGGUUCAACACGUAUUCCCAAAGUUCAGAAAUUGUUGCGGGAAUUCUUCCACGAUAGAGAGUUGAAUCUCUCUAUUAACCCUGAUGAGGCAGUUGCUUAUGGGGCUGCGGUACAAGCGGCUAUUUUGUCUGGGGUUCGGGAUGAAACAACAAAGGAUGUUCUUCUCGUUGACGUUACUCCACUUUCUUUGGGAAUAGAAACGGCUGGGGGUGUGAUGACCAAACUUGUUGAACGCAACGCUACAAUUCCUCACAAAACCUCACAAACAUUUACUACUUAUGCUGAUAAUCAGCCGGCUGUUACUAUUCAAGUUUAUGAAGGAGAAAGAGCUUUGACUAAGGACAACAACCUUUUGGGACGUUUCGAUCUUUACGGCAUCCCUCCAGCCCCUCGAGGCGUUCCCCAAAUUGAAGUUACUUUUGAUUUGGAUGUUAACGGGAUUUUGCAUGUUUCUGCAUUGGACAAAUCAACAGGGAAAUCUAAUCGAAUCCAAAUUAAAAAUGAAAAGGGGCGGCUUAGCCAAUCAGAAAUUCAACGAAUGCUUGACGAGGCAAAGCGUUUUGAGGCUGAAGAUGCGAAACAACGGGAAAGGGUUGAUUCUCGCAAUAAAUUGGAGCAAUAUUUGUAUCAGGUCAAAAAUAGUUUGGAGGAUUAUGGAGACAAACUUCCCCAGGCUGAUCGUGAUCAAGCCAAGGAAGUUGUUGAUAAGACUUUGCGUUGGUUGGAUUCUAAUCAGACGGCGGAAAAGGACGAAUAUGACGAUCAGUUGAAAGAAUCACAACGAGUUUUGUCCAAAAUUAUGGCCAAGCUUCAUCAAGGAGGGGGUGGUGGAGCUCCUCAAGGAGGCGGAGGUGCAAAUUAUGGCAACUAUGCAAAUGCUGGGGGUCCUAAAGUUGAGGAAGUUGAUUGA